ACUGCGCUGAUUCAAGCCGUCUGAAGCUGUGUGCUGGUGUAAUGUGAGGGAGAGCUGGAUCUGUGAUGCAUUUAAAUGUAUGGUUCAGAUGGCCAUUCAUGUAGAGGGUCUGCUGGCCAUCGUCAUCUUCUACCUGCUGAUCUUAAUGGUGGGCAUCUGGGCGGCCUGGAAGAACAAGCACGCGGGCAUCUCUGAGGGCACGGACCGCAGCGAGUCCAUCAUGGUGGGCGGACGGGACAUCGGCUUAUUCGUGGGAGGAUUCACUAUGACCGCUACAUGGGUUGGCGGUGGUUAUAUCAACGGGACAGCGGAGUCUGUGUAUGUACCUGGCUGCGGGCUGGCGUGGGCUCAGGCGCCCUUCGGGUACGCGCUCAGUCUAGUUGUAGGAGGGCUGUUCUUCGCCAAACCCAUGCGCUCUCGAGGGUACGUGACGAUGCUUGACCCCUUUCAGCAGCUGUACGGCCAGCGCAUGGGCGGCCUGCUGUUCAUCCCUGCGCUGCUGGGGGAGAUCUUCUGGUCGGCCGCCAUACUGUCUGCCCUGGGAGCCACUCUGAGCGUGAUCGUGGACAUGGACAUCAACAUGUCGGUAAUGGUCUCGGCUCUGAUCGCCGUCUUCUACACGCUGGUUGGCGGCCUGUACUCGGUGGCCUACACUGACGUGGUGCAGCUCUUCUGCAUCUUCCUGGGGUUGUGGAUAAGCGUGCCGUUUGCACUGUCCAAUCCUGCUGUGUCAGACAUCGCGGUGACCGCAGUGAAGGCAGUGUUUCAGGAUCCGUGGCUCGGGGAGAUCCAUCCAUCAGACGGCUGGAUGUGGGCUGAUAACUUCUGCCUACUUAUGCUGGGUGGGAUCCCAUGGCAGGUGUAUUUCCAGCGUGUUCUCUCAGCAUCUUCAGCUACUUAUGCUCAAGUGCUGUCGUUUCUGGCUGCGUUCGGCUGUCUGGUCAUGGCCGUCCCCUCAGUGCUGAUCGGAGCUAUCGGAGCCUCAACAGACUGGAAUCAGACGUCGUACGGUCCGGUUGCUCCAGUGGACAAAGACGAGUCUGACAUGAUUCUGCCCAUCGUCCUGCAGCAUCUCUGCCCUUCAUUCGUGUCCUUCUUCGGUUUGGGUGCCGUCUCCGCCGCCGUCAUGUCAUCCGCAGACUCUUCUAUCCUCUCAGCCAGCUCCAUGUUUGCACGAAAUAUUUACCAGCUGGCUUUUCGGCAGUCAGCGUCAGACCGAGAGAUCGUGUGGGUCAUGCGGAUCACCAUCUUUGUGUUUGGGGCUGUAUCGACGGCCAUGGCCCUGCUGACGGGCUCGGUGUACGGCCUGUGGUACCUGAGCUCAGACCUGGUGUACGUCAUCAUCUUCCCUCAGCUGCUCAGUGUGCUGUUCAUCAAGGGCACUAACACCUACGGCUCGGUGGCCGGUUACGUCUUCGGCCUGCUGCUGCGGAUCGGUGGGGGUGAGCCGUACCUUCGGCUGCCCCCCUUCAUCUACUAUCCAGGCUGGCAGAUGCGGGAGAAACAGCACCGCCUGACACAGGAGGUGGAGCGAUUCGUGGAGCAGCGAUUCCCAUAUAAGACGGUCUCCAUGCUGGCUUCACUCCUCAGCAACGCUGCCUUCUCUUAUCUGGCUAAAUACCUGUUUGAAAGCGGGACUCUUUCGCCCAAGUACGACUUUCUGGACGCAGUGGUUUCUAAACACAGCAAAGAAACGAUGGACAAGACGACGCUGGUCGCCCAUGACACAAUCAUUCUGUCGGAGCUGUCCGCGGUGAAGCCCAGACACAUGACCUCUCUGGCAGGAACAUUCAUGAAUGCAGACGUCUUGAAAGACGAGGGCAGCGUGAGUCCAGAUCAUGAGCACGAGUAGAGGAGUGAAGGGAAAGAGGAAGAUCCUGAAGACCAGAACCAUCGGCUGCCGCUGGGAGGACCACCACAGCAGCUGCAGAGGGAAACUGUGCAAUAUUAUAGAGAGGAAACAUGUAGGAUGUGUAUUAUUAUGUGACCUGUCGAUGGUAUGAAUGAAACAAGCUUUUGUUUUUGCAGUUUUUCUGCUUAAUAGUUUCAGAGCUGUAAGAGUCUCAGUUCUGAAGGUUGCGUAACUCAUCUGUUGUUUGAAGUAAUAGUUUGUCUAUGAAUGAGCAUGCUGUCCUCACUCACCCUCAUCUCUUGUGUCUGUGUACAGUAUCAUCAGGCAGAUGGUGUAAUAUUAAUCAAACUUUUUAAAAAGUAAAGUUCUGGGUGAGUUUGUUUUGGCUCUAAAACACCUUUGAUUAACCAUUGGUCAAUGGCCAUUAUGUAAUCAGUGGGUGUGCUCUAGAGCUCCGCCUUCUUUGACAUGCAAUUUACCCUCAGUGAGAAGAAAAGAGCCAAUGACAAAUGACGAGCUGAAUCUGCAUAUGAGGCCACUCCCCUACAUAUGGGUAUUUCAGCGGCCGUAUUUUCAGUCACUACUCUGAUUAUCACUGAAGAGCCAAGCCACGGCUAGCAUUCAAGGUUUAAAGUUGUAGUUGAAGAGGAGUCUCUGUUCUCUCCUUUAGGUAAUGAAGGUUUCAUACGUAGCUGAGACCUUCCCUUUCAGUCCAUCGCUGUGUGUUAUGUUCUGACUAGGGGUCUUUUGGACUACCACUGGUGGUGGAAUCUUAUCACACUUGGCUGCUCCUGAGUAACUAGGUGAAGUCAGCAUUGGUGUCCAUGGAUAGGCCAAGCCGGGACAUAGGAGCUUUGAGAAAGCAGAUCUUGAGGAUGUCUCGCAUACCUCCGCUCAAUUCAAUUCAAGAUUAAUUUUCUGUUGCACAGCAGCUUGUAAACGGUGCAUGUUAUUACAUUACAUUAGUGAAUGUGUUGUGUAUAGAGUGGACAGUAUAUAUAUAUAUAUAUAUACACAUAGCUAACCUGUAGAAUAUAGAGUGUCCUAUUCAAACAGGUGAUACCUGCUUUAGCCAGAGUUUGUGUUCUUGGCCCACAAGAGUGGCCAUCGUAAUACCCAGGGGCCAAGAGCAUAGUCGUAGCCAAAGGUGGAGCAUUAAGCCUAUGGAGGAUCUGUCCUGGUGCAGGACUGUGGUUGAUUAGCCUGGUGGAGGCCAUAGCAUGCAGGGUGGAGGCGAGAUCAGCUUUGAGGAGUGGUGAACUGAUAACACUGCACAUGCCUGAUUCAGCUGAUAGUGAACCCAACACACACUCUACAUGACAGCAGUGCAGUACUGUCUAUCUGGCGAAACACAAGUUCAGUUCAGUUCAGAAAAAUGAGCCGGUUCAUUGAAACGAACUGUCUGAAAUAUAGAGUUCACGAAAAAGAUCCGAACUUCCCAUCCAGGAGGAUUCAGGACAAACACACAGCGCCAACUACCGGCUGACAGCAGCAAUGCAGCACUUUCACUGACCCGCAAGAAUGGGGAGCACGGUGGCGUCUUCACACUCUUUUCACACACACAUUGCAAACACUACUGCAUGUGGCACACUUUUGGAGCACGGCUAAAUCUGUCCAUAUUCACAUUCACUGCCUAGAUAGAGCUGUGUGUUUGAUGCAGGACAGACUCACAUGAGGGUGGGUGAAUAUUCCAGCAGUGGUGUCCAAAUGGAGGUUUUUGUUGUCUUUGGUCAGUUGUGUUCUUGUUUUGAUCAGUCAUUUUAAAGAUGUUUGACUGAACAAAUAAAGCAGAGCAUCCUGACUGACAAUAAUCAGAGCAGAUCAGGCAGAUUUAACUGAGAGACUCCAAUAUGCAGACAGAAGCCGACAGUCUUAGACACUUAUAAAGAGUCAAAACUCUGGUUAUAUCUGAAUAUAUACACUAAAACCCUCUAAUGCACCUCUAGUCUUUUAUUAAUUUACAGUUUGGACUUGCUGUAGCAGCUCUGACAGGUUAAAGCUGCUCGUGAUGUUUGCCGUCUACAGUUUGUCUUUAAUGAGGGCAGUUCAUUAGGGAGAGAGAGAGACUGCAUGUGUUUAGUGUCUCUCUAUUAACAGAGAUACUGUGAGUUGAAUAUGACCAUAAGAACAGCAACACUUCCACCUCAUUACUGCUGAAGAGUAAUACUGAUUAAGUCAUGACGGUGGUGUGUGUUAACACGUUAUAUAUUCAUCAUAACACUGACCAGUGCAGUUAUUCAUGUUCAGUAAUCUGAUCGUGAGUCUCGUCUUCUGCAUGACUCAAGCUGAUUGGUCGUCUCUCAUUAAUCUGUCAGCCAAUCAGCUUGAUUUAAACCAACUGACUGCUUUCCCAUGAAGUUAUCAGAGUGACCCUGAACUGGAACACACUGACUAACCCAGUCCAGACACUCACAGACACACACGUGACACGCGUCUCUGAUGUGUCCACAGUCAGUAAACGGUCUUCAACAGCUAUCUGUUCUCUCUCUAUGUGCUUAAAGUCAGCAUAACCUGCACUGCCAGGCUGUGUGUGUUUCACCUGUUUCUGAUCAUGUGUGUGUGUGUGUGUGUGUGUGUGUGUGUGUGUGUGUGCAUGUGUGUGUGGAAUAGCACAUGUGUGAAAUACAGACUGAUCUGUUUGUAUGUAUAUUUUAGCUGGAUGUACGUCUGUUGUAUUUGUAUAUUCAGAUAUAUUUUUGUGUGAGUUUAAUGUUGUCCAGCAGUUAUGAAGGAAAUAUUUACUGAUUAAAAAUGUGAUGAAUAUGUGA
Danio aesculapii is the source of this 4620-nucleotide messenger RNA. RefSeq names its product high-affinity choline transporter 1. The transcript has 9 exons. Gene Ontology annotation, cellular component: perikaryon; synapse; plasma membrane. The record is from RefSeq and is a predicted model, not a curated record. Gene Ontology annotation, molecular function: choline:sodium symporter activity. The coding region runs from base 80 to 1852 and encodes 590 amino acids. Gene Ontology annotation, biological process: choline transport; transmembrane transport; synaptic transmission, cholinergic. NCBI's taxonomy places the organism in Eukaryota, Metazoa, Chordata, Actinopteri, Cypriniformes, Danionidae.